GGCUGUUGGCCAUUGGUGAUAGCGGGCCCGGGGCGAAGGGAGGAGGGUUUAAAGGCGUAGGAUUCCCUUCUCGGCCCGAGCCGUCACCUGAGGGAAGAUGGCUUCGAAUCGGGUGGCGGGAGACAGCGAGAACCUAAAGACGGUGUCUGGCGCCGAGGUCAUUGCCCAGGCGCUGAAAAAACAGAACGUGGAGUACAUGUUUGGCGUCGUGGGCAUCCCCGUGACCGAGAUCGCCGUGGCUGCCCAGGCGGUGGGCAUCAAGUACGUCGGCAUGAGGAACGAGCAGGCGGCUUCUUAUGCUGCCUCAGCCGUGGGAUACCUAACAGGCAGGCCAGGAGUUUGCCUUGUGGUUUCUGGUCCAGGUCUUAUCCAUGCACUCGGUGGAAUGGCAAAUGCAAACAUGAACUGUUGGCCUCUGAUUGUUGUUGGUGGAUCUUCUGACUGUAAUCAAGAAAUGAUGGGAGCCUUCCAGGAGUUCCCCCAGGUUGAAGCUUGUAGAUUAUACUGCAAGCUGUCUGUCAGACCAAGCAGUGUAGAAGCUAUUCCCUUUGUUAUUGAAAAGGCUGUGAGAACCAGUAUUUAUGGUCGACCAGGUGCCUGCUAUGUUGACAUACCUGGAGACUUUGUGAACUUACAAGUGAAUGCAAGCUCUAUAAAAUAUGUGGGAUGCUGCCUGCCCCCUCCAGUUAACAUGGCAGAUACUUCUGCCGUAUCUGCAGCAGCAUCCAUCAUCCGGAACGCAAAGCAGCCCCUCCUUAUCAUCGGAAAAGGUGCUGCUUAUGCACAUGCUGAAGAGAACAUCAGAAAACUGGUCGAGCAGUGUGGCUUGCCAUUUUUGCCCACACCCAUGGGUAAAGGUGUUGUUCCCGACAACCAUCCCAACUGUGUGGCUGCAGCCAGAUCCAGGGCAUUGCAACAUGCUGAUGUAAUCAUAUUACUUGGUGCCAGAUUAAAUUGGAUUUUGCAUUUUGGACUCCCACCAAGAUAUCAAGCUGAUGUGCAGAUUAUCCAGGUUGAUAUCUGUGCAGAAGAGCUGGGGAAUAAUGUUAAACCUGCUGCAGCUCUAUUAGGUGAUAUAAAUGCUGUCACUGCACAGCUUUUAGAACAAUACAACAAAAGGCCAUGGCAAUAUCCUUCUAAUGCUGGAUGGUGGAAGGUAUUAAGAGAAAAAAUGAAGAGCAAUGAAGAAGCAUCCAAGGAGUUAGCAUCGCAAAAAUCCUUGCCUAUGAAUUAUUACACAGUAUUCUACCAUGUACAAGAACAAUUACCAAGAGACUGUAUUAUAGUAAGUGAAGGAGCAAAUACUAUGGACAUUGGACGGACUGUGCUUCAAAACUACCUUCCUCGACAUAGAUUGGAUGCUGGUACUUUUGGAACAAUGGGAGUUGGUUUGGGCUUCGCUAUUGCUGCUGCAUUGGUGACUAAAGACAGAAAUCCAGAAAAACGUGUGGUCUGUGUGGAAGGAGACAGUGCAUUUGGAUUCUCUGGCAUGGAAGUGGAAACUAUCUGCAGGCAUAAUUUGCCAAUUCUUCUCAUUGUGGUGAACAAUAAUGGAAUUUAUCAAGGCUUUGAUGCAGAUACCUGGAACGAGAUAACAAAACUUGGAGAAAUUUCCCAAGUGGCCCCUCCAGUUUCUCUCCUGCCAAAUUCCCGUUAUGAGCAGAUUAUGACUGCGUUUGGAGGCAAGGGAUAUUUUGUGCAAACUCCAGGAGAGCUGCAGAAUGCUCUAAGAACAAGCUUAGCUGAGAAAACAGUGCCAUCUCUUAUCAACGUUAUGAUUGAGCCUCAAGCCAGUCGGAAGAAACAGAUUUGUAUUUAGAUCCAUUUUGUCAGAGAUGUUUAACAGAGAUCUCUGCAAGUGACCUGAACUGGAGAAGCAAAUGCACUUGUAGCUGCUCUGAAGUCCCACUCCUUCUAGAAUUCCCAAGAGGAGAGAUCCCCAGAGGACCGUAUCCAAGGCCGUGCAUCACCAGGACGGAAUAACUUUUCCACAGACUCAGAUUUCCAGAACUCACGUAGGGCAGAAGACGAUGCUGUGCUUGACCAGAUGGCCUGGGGACCCUCAAUUUUCAUCUCUCGAAGGGCAUGCUUUAAUAGGAGGACCCUUAGCUAAUGGGAGAGUCACCUCAGAUAAUCAUUAUAUAUUUAUUAGGAGUUAAUGUCGAAUCAAAGGGAACAUAAACAUCAUGUCAUGACUUGUGCCCAUUUCCCCUCUUCACUAAUGUCUCCCUUGCGCCUCAGUAAGGGGACUGCCCCCUUCUGGUUUUGCGUCGCCCAUGGGGGACUGCCCUCCAUGCAUCCAGGUUGUAACGAUCCAGAGAAUCUGGGGAUUGAAGGGGUAUGUGAGAAAUAAUUCAUUUGGACCCCUCCUGUAUUCUAGUCAGUAUUAAUCAGUUUACUGGAAUCGUAUCAAAGUUCUGUAUCUAAGGUCCCAGAGCUGUGAGUGCAGAUUCUGAGUUCACUUGCUUAAUCAGAGGAAGUUAGCUGAAAUCCUUGCACCCUGCUUUUUCCUUGUCACGUGGCCAAGCCCAGAGAUGACAAUUACACGGAAAGUCCCCCCCAAACAUUCUUGUGCCUUUGGACCAGACUCUUGUCCAAUAGGAGCCGGUGACCAUGGUCAUUGAUUGUCUUAGCUUGUACCAUUUUCUCCUGUUUAAGGAGAAGCCUGUCCAUCUUGUGUGGAGAUAUUGCUCGCUUUACCCAAUUUGUGGCCCUGCUAACUAUUAUGUUGUUUAUUUUAGCUCAUGUGUCACAUGUCAGGAAUUAUUCUGUAUUUGGUAGAGCUGUUCUUGAAUAUCUGGACAUCUAGCCCUAUAAAAGAGGGUCCUGGAAGGAAGAAUCAUUUCAGAUCGUGAGGAAAACCUGAGGUCCACUUCAUUGGAGGGGACCAUGAGUCCUUUAAUAAAAUGCCAUUGGCUCAGA
Antechinus flavipes (yellow-footed antechinus) is the source of this 2922-nucleotide messenger RNA. It is a transcript of the gene HACL1, whose product is annotated as 2-hydroxyacyl-CoA lyase 1. Bases 98 to 1819 code for a protein of 573 amino acids. Gene Ontology annotation, cellular component: peroxisome. Gene Ontology annotation, molecular function: magnesium ion binding; catalytic activity; thiamine pyrophosphate binding. NCBI's taxonomy places the organism in Eukaryota, Metazoa, Chordata, Mammalia, Dasyuromorphia, Dasyuridae. The record is from RefSeq and is a predicted model, not a curated record. Gene Ontology annotation, biological process: fatty acid alpha-oxidation. The transcript is spliced from 17 exons.